Molecule: messenger RNA, 2681 nt
Organism: Branchiostoma belcheri (Belcher's lancelet)
Lineage: Eukaryota; Metazoa; Chordata; Leptocardii; Amphioxiformes; Branchiostomatidae
Product: beta-galactosidase-1-like protein 2
Exons: 18
Coding region: 262-2013 (583 amino acids)
Biological process (GO): carbohydrate metabolic process
Cellular component (GO): vacuole
Molecular function (GO): beta-galactosidase activity
Source: RefSeq, a predicted model, not a curated record
CAGAAGUUGUUGCACUUUGUCCCCUAUUGCAAAUUUACGUGAACUUUGUCCAUUUUGUACUUUAAGAAUCUUCACAGUAGGAGCAAACGCUGCUUGAGAAAUUCUACCCAGUCUUUCUGUGUCCUAUUUUGGGUAGUUCAAGUGAAAUUGAGCUGAGUUUUAUAUCAUAUUAUUUUCCUAUCUAAUUUGAUGAACACGCCCACUUGAGUGUAAAAAGUUGGCUCGGCGAAAAAAAAGAGAGAUUAUUUCUUAAGUUCCAACAUGGCGACAGAAGGGACGGAGAGAACCGGUCUUGUAGCAGAGGGAGAGAACUUUACUCUAGACGGAAAGCCCGUACAGCUACUGAGCGGAGCUAUCCACUAUUUCAGGGUCCCAAGAGAAUACUGGCGAGACAGGAUGCUCAAGUUGAAAGCCUGUGGACUCAACACCUUGGAAACCUGGUUACUGAGAGACCCAAACAUGCGGGUUCGCACCACGUACCAACCCUACAUGGAGGCAGUGGAGAGGUUCUUUGAUGCCCUCCUACCCAUCAUCAAACCAUUCCAGUAUAAAGAAGGUGGACCCAUCAUUGCUGUGCAGGUGGAAAACGAGUAUGGUUCCUACGCUAGGGACGACAAAUAUCUGACCGCUGUCAAACAGGCCAUCCAAAACAGAGGCAUUGAGGAGCUACUACUGACUUCUGAUGGAGGUGACAUUGGAAGAUUGGAGAGGGGUUGCAUCCCAGGGGUGCUGAUGACAGCAAACUUCAACUUCAAUCCCAAAAAACAGCUGGGUGCUCUCAAAAAGAUCCAGCCCAAUCGUCCCAUGAUGGUGAUGGAGUUUUGGUCAGGCUGGUUUGACCACUGGGGCAGAGACCACCACAAACUACAUGUGGAAAAGUUUGAGCAGUUGUUAGGAGACAUUCUGAGGCUACGAUCUUCUGUCAACUUCUACAUGUUCCACGGAGGCACCAACUUUGGAUUCAUGAACGGAGCCAACUACAUCAACGGGUACAAACCAGAUGUCACCAGUUACGACUAUGAUGCUCCACUGUCAGAAGCAGGAGAUCCAACCCCAAAGUACCACAAAACAAGGGAACUCCUGCAGACACUGGCAAUGGAGGGAGCAGUUCCAAGUGAGUUGCCUGAUGUUCCACCAGCUACAGAGAAAAGCAGCUAUGGUCCAUUUCCUGUUGAAAAAUACAUCACAUUUGAAGAUGCCUUAAAGGUGCUGGGGGAGCCAAUCAGGAGUGAGAAGGUGAUGUCCAUGGAGAUGCUCCCCAUCAACAAUGACAACGGGCAGUCGUAUGGCUACAUCCUGUACAGGCACAAACUUACCCACACACCGGCCACAGAGUCUGUCACUCUCAAGUGUGAUGUCAGGGACAGAGCACAGAUAUUUGUGAAUGGUAAGGAGUCAGGCAUGCUGAACUGGAGAGUUGGAGAGAUCACUUUGUCAGGGUUCAAGGAGAACGACAUUCUGGACAUCCUAGUAGAGAACCAGGGCAGGGUAAACUUUGCCCAGACCAUGGACGGAGUCAAGAAGUUUUUGUUGGAGAGUGUGACUGGAGUGAACAGGGGGGAUGCACUGUUGGACCAAAGGAAAGGACUUGUAGGAGAGGUACUGCUGAACACUGACCCACUAGAGACCUGGGAAAUCUUCCCUCUGGAGCUCAAGCCAGAAUUCCAAACAAGGUUAGUGGAGUCACCAGACUGGAAGGAACUGACUGAUGCAGCAGAAAUACCCUUCCCAUCAUUCCAUCUGAUCAACUUCUCCAUCCCUGAAGACCCCAAGGACACAUUUCUGGACAUGAAGAAGGGAUGGGGGAAGGGUGUGGCCAUCUUGAAUGGUUUUAAUCUGGGGAGGUACUGGCACAUCGGACCUCAGGAGACACUAUAUGUCCCUGCACCAUUCCUCAAGCAAGGAGACAAUCAGCUCCUGUUGUUUGAGCAGCAUGUCCCUUACAAGGAAGUGUUCUUCACGGACACCCCUCGGCUGGGGAAGGAGAAGGAGGUGUCCUGUGUUCCUCUUUAGAAGUAGAGUAAAGGUCACUAUUUCGUGCUGCCCAGAAGGCCCAUUCUGAGACACCGUUAACAAGCACAAUCCAAACCAACUGAAAGCAGCCUUUUUCUUGGUAUGUGUGGAUACUACUCAAGUAGUGAACACUCAAGUAGGUGAUUUUUGACAGCUCAGUUCUUAGAUGUUUUCCAUAAUUUCAACAUGGACUGGAAAUAGUGGUCUGUGCCCAGUAAUCUUAGACAGUAGGAGCCUGUUUGGAUAUGGAAUUCAUCUAGCCUGGAUGCCUGCCUUUUUAUUUGUAGCACACCUGCUUGAUGCUUCCAUGCUACCAAAAGACUGGAACCAUAAAUGGUAAUUGAUUGUAAUGUAUGGUACUUGUUUCCAGAAACAUAUAUCUGCAUAGGGUGGAGAUUUCUGCAGAAAUCUGUAGAAAUAAUCUGAUCCCUAGGGCAUUAUCACUGUUAUCUACAUGUACAUAGUUGUUGUCAUCCUCUAUGUCACAAUAUCAUGAAUAUGCAAUGUCAAAUGUUCAGAGGACAAACUAUGCUUUAAAAGUGAGAGGUAGUCUGCAAUAAGAGUAUCUGCCCGGAAUUAUAGUGUCCCGCAUAUUUUGCAGAAGCAAAACAAUAUUUUAACGAAUAAAAUUAGUACAUAUAUAUUUAAUUUAUGUUUUGUGAAAUAUG